Sclerotinia borealis F-4128 is the source of this 4737-nucleotide messenger RNA. NCBI's taxonomy places the organism in Eukaryota, Fungi, Ascomycota, Leotiomycetes, Helotiales, Sclerotiniaceae. The record is from the annotation of a GenBank genome assembly.
AUGGCGCACAAUUAUGAAGUUGGUACGAAGGCAUGGCAGCCGGAUGUUACGGAAGGGUGGGUUGCUUCGGAAUUGGUCACAAAGACGUUGAAUGGAGACAAAUAUACACUGGUCUUUCAACUUGAAAAUGGAGAGAGCAAGUCGAUAGAAACUACAGAAGAAGCUUUGACAGGAGCAAAGAAUGCCUCCCUACCCCCUCUGAUGAAUCCAACGAUGCUCGAAGCUAGUGAUGAUCUGACGAAUCUUUCCCAUCUCAAUGAGCCUGCUGUCUUGCAGGCUAUUCGAUUACGAUAUUUGCAGAAAGAAAUUUAUACAUACAGCGGCAUUGUGCUGAUAGCAACGAAUCCCUUCGCGCGGGUUGAUUCUUUAUAUGUUCCUGGCAUGGUACAAGUUUAUGCAGGAAGGCAAAGGGCUACUCAAGCUCCCCAUUUGUUUGCGAUUGCAGAGGAAGCUUUUGCGGAUAUGCUGCGAAGUCAAAAGAAUCAGACAAUUGUGGUAUCAGGAGAAUCUGGAGCUGGCAAGACUGUCAGUGCCAAAUAUAUAAUGCGAUAUUUUGCUACCAGAGAGUCACCAGAUCAGCCAGGAACAAGGACGAAAAGGGGCACAGAACAAAUGAGUGAAACAGAGGAACGGAUUUUGGCUACGAAUCCUAUCAUGGAAGCUUUCGGUAACGCCAAGACUACACGUAACGACAACUCUUCUCGAUUCGGAAAGUAUAUUGAGAUUAUGUUUGACGAUAAGACAAACAUCAUUGGAGCAAAGAUUCGCACAUAUUUGUUGGAGCGUUCGAGAUUAGUGUUUCAACCACUCAAGGAGCGAAAUUACCACGUUUUCUACCAGCUAGUAGCAGGAGCAUCGGAAAUCGAGACAAAGGAACUGGAUUUGAAGUCUGCGGAACAAUUUGAUUACCUCAACCAGGGAAGCUCGCCAACCAUUGACGGUGUUGAUGAUAAGGCAGAAUUUGAAGCGCUGAAGGGAUCUUUGGCAACAAUAGGAGUUGAUGCCGGUCAACAAGCGAACAUCUUCAAAUUGCUUGCAGCUUUACUUCAUUUGGGUGACGUUAAGAUCACCGCGUCGAGAACGGACUCUGUAUUAGCUCCUAAUGAGCCGGCAUUGUUGAAGGCAGCAUCGUUGCUUGGCGUGGACCCUGUGGAGUUUGCAAAAUGGACCGUGAAGAAGCAGUUGAUUACGAGAGGCGAGAAGAUCACGUCAAACUUGACUCAACAACAAGCAAUCGUUGUGCGAGACUCAGUUGCAAAGUUUAUCUACUCAAGUAUGUUUGAUUGGCUCGUGGAUAGCAUCAACUAUGCCCUUGCCACCGAUGAGGUGUUAGCUCGUGUGAAAACAUUCAUUGGUGUGCUGGAUAUUUACGGGUUCGAGCAUUUUGCUAAGAAUUCCUUCGAACAAUUUUGUAUCAAUUACGCGAACGAGAAGCUCCAACAAGAAUUCAACGCUCACGUGUUCAAGCUUGAACAAGAGGAAUAUCUUAGGGAAAAAAUCGACUGGACGUUCAUCGACUUUUCAGACAACCAACCCUGUAUUGACUUGAUCGAGGGAAAGCUUGGUGUAUUAUCACUCCUUGAUGAAGAAUCCAGACUACCGAUGGGAUCAGACGAGCAAUUUGUGAUGAAGCUGCAUCACAAUUUUGCCGCCGACAAGAACAAAUUCUACAAAAAGCCCCGCUUCGGAAAAUCGUCAUUCACCGUUUGUCAUUAUGCUAUCGAUGUCACUUAUGAAUCGGAUGGCUUUAUUGACAAGAAUAGUGACACAGUCCCCGAUGAACAUAUGGCAGUUCUGAGAGCCUCCUCAAACAAAUUCUUGGGUGCAGUUUUAGAUGCUGCCUCUGCUGUGAGGGAAAAAGAUACAGCCUCGGCAACAACCUCAGCUGCAACAAAACCCACACCUGGUCGACGGAUUGGUGUUGCUGUCAACCGCAAACCCACUUUAGGUGGUAUCUUCAAGUCUUCUCUGAUCGAGCUUAUGGGCACUAUUAACGGCACAGAUGUUCACUAUAUCCGCUGUAUUAAGCCCAACGAGGCCAAAGAGUCGUGGGUCUUCGAGGGCCCUAUGGUACUGAGCCAGUUGCGAGCUUGUGGUGUACUCGAGACGGUCCGAAUUAGUUGUGCAGGCUAUCCCACACGCUGGACAUUUGAAGAAUUUGCUUUACGAUACUAUAUGUUAACGCCCUCGUCAGCGUGGACAUCGGAGAUCCGCGAUAUGGCUAAUAUCAUUCUCACGAAAGCACUCGGUGCUAGCAGUGAAGGUGUAUCGGACAAGUAUCAACUUGGUUUGACGAAGAUUUUCUUCCGUGCAGGCAUGUUGGCAUUUUUGGAGAACUUGCGAACAACCCGACUCAACGACUGUGCAAUUAUGAUACAGAAGAAUCUCAAAGCGAAGUACUAUCGACGCAGAUAUCUUGAUGCUAGAGGUGCGAUUCUUACAUUUCAGUCUGCAGUUCGAGGUCACCUUGCUCGUAAGUAUGCCCAAGAGAAUCGUAAGGUCAAGGCUGCUACAACCAUUCAAAGAGUUUGGCGUGGUCAGAAACAGCGCAAGAAGUUCUUGGCCAUUCGCAACAAUGUUAUCCUCGCUCAAGCUGCUGCCAAGGGGUUCUUGCGCAGGAAGGAAAUCAUGGAGACUCGAGUCGGGAACGCUGCUAUGAUUAUUCAAAGAUCAUGGCGAUCAAGACAAUCCCUUAAGAAGUGGAGAGAUUACAGGAAAAAGAUUGUCAUUGUCCAAAGUCUUUGGCGGGGUAAAACAGCACGUCGUGGGUACAAGACGAUCCGCGAAGAGGCAAGAGAUCUCAAGGAAAUUUCCUACAAAUUGGAGAACAAGGUCGUCGAACUUACUCAAUCUGUCGGUACGAUGAAACGGGAGAAUAAGACCUUAAUGACUCAAGUAGAGAACUACGAAAGCCAGAUCAAGUCAUGGAAAAACAGGCACAAUGCUUUGGAAGCUCGCGUAAAGGAGUUGCAAACCGAGGCUAACCAAGCUGGCAUAACUGCUGCACGUCUCGCUGUCAUGGAGGAAGAAAUGAAGAAACUUCAGACAAAUUUUAACGAGUCAGCUGUCAAUAUCAAGCGUCUGCAAGAAGAAGAGAAAGAGUUGAGGGAGUCUCUUAGGAUAUCAAAUCUUGAGCUCGAGAAGGCGAAAGAGGAGGGUACCUUGCACGAAUCCGAGAAAAUUACUCUCAGGCAACAGCUUGUUGACCUGCAAGAUCAACUUGACCUGGCAAAGCGUGCAGGUCCUGUUCUACCGCUCAGUGGAGAUAUCAUGAAUGGCGCUACUGCUGCGCAACAAAAUGGACUCAUCAAUUUGGUCUCAUCGAAGAAACCAAAACGCAGAAGCGCAGGGGCUGAGCCACGUGAGUUGGAUCGCUUCAGUGCGGCUUACAAUCCAAGGCCAGUAUCCAUGGCUGUCACAAGCAACAAUCUCCACCAACAAACACUAUCCGGCUCCACAUUCCAGCCCAGUGUUGACACCAUUGAGUUCGAACUCGAGAAUCUUUUGGCUGAUGAGGAGGGCUUGAACGAAGAGGUCACAAUCGGUUUGAUUAAAAACCUUAAGAUUCCAGCCGCUACGUCCACUCCACCACCAACAGACAAGGAAGUCCUUUUCCCAUCCUACUUGAUCAAUCUAGUCACAUCAGAGAUGUGGAACAAUGGAUUUGUCAAGGAAUCGGAGAGGUUUCUUGCAAACGUUAUGCAAUCCAUCCAACAUGAAGUUAUGCAGCAUGACGGUGAUGAGGCUGUCAAUCCCGGUGCCUUCUGGUUGUCGAAUGUUCACGAGAUGCUUUCAUUUGUUUUCUUGGCUGAAGACUGGUACGAAGCUCAGAAGUCGGACAAUUUCGAGUACGAUCGUCUUCUGGAUAUCGUCAAGCAUGAUCUUGAGAGUUUAGAAUUCAACAUCUAUCAUACUUGGAUGAAGGUUCUGAAGAAGAAAUUGCAAAAGAUGAUUAUCCCAGCCAUCAUCGAAUCCCAAUCGCUGCCAGGUUUCGUCACCAAUGAAAGCAACAGAUUCUUAGGUAAAUUGCUUCAGACCAAUUCAGCUCCUGCUUUUAGCAUGGAUAACUUGCUCAGCUUGCUCAAUAAUGUUUUCAAAGCCAUGAAGGCCUACUAUUUGGAAGAUUCAAUCAUCACACAGACAGUCACGGAAUUGCUCAGAUUGGUCGGUGUCACAGCAUUCAACGAUCUUUUGAUGAGAAGAAACUUCUUGUCGUGGAAGCGAGGACUUCAAAUCAAUUACAACAUUACAAGAAUCGAGGAAUGGUGUAAGAGUCAUGACAUGCCGGAGGGAACUCUUCAACUAGAGCACUUAAUGCAAGCCACCAAACUCCUUCAGUUGAAGAAGGCCACCCUUAAUGACAUCGAGAUUAUUCAAGAUAUCUGCUGGAUGCUCUCACCGAAUCAGAUCCAGAAGCUGCUCAAUCAAUAUCUCGUCGCAGAUUAUGAACAGCCCAUCAACGGAGAAAUCAUGAAAGCCGUCGCUUCCCGCGUCACAGAGAAGAGCGACGUCUUACUCUUAACUGCUGUUGAUAUGGAUGACAGUGGGCCAUAUGAAAUCGCAGAGCCUCGUGUCAUCACAGCCCUGGAGACAUACACACCUUCGUGGCUCCAAACGCCAAGAUUAAAACGCCUAGCAGAGAUCGUUUCCCAGCAGGCCAUGCAGCAACAGGAAAAAUUGGAAUACGCUCAUGAUGAUAUCAACGAGCAAUCAGACAACGAGACAAACGGUGCUUGA